Messenger RNA from Cuscuta europaea, 1050 nucleotides. Lineage: Eukaryota; Viridiplantae; Streptophyta; Magnoliopsida; Solanales; Convolvulaceae. The record is from the annotation of a GenBank genome assembly.
CUUCAAAAUAAAGUGAAUAUUGAGUUAUCGUAAGAGUCUUCAUCAAAUUGAAUGGAGUUCCCAAAUAUUCGGUGUUGCUUUUUCAAAUUUAAAAUUUCACUACAUUUUUUACUUCUUAUAAUUAUUUAUACAUACAUAUAUACAUUAAAAUUUUUUCUUGGGGGUGCUGAGGCCCCCGCCAACCUCCCCUGUGUCCACCCCUGGGCGGCGGAGAAGGUAAACAUAUAGGACGUUCGAGAGGGAUCUCGAGCAUCCUGAACUGAGGAGACCAAUUUCCAUAUCAUAGCAGAUGAGGAUUAAUGCUUGGGGUGUAACCCUUUUUCUUGAUGCCUGAGAUAUGAAGGGAAAGCAUUUAAUAUAUGGAUAUGAGAAGACAUUGAAGGAUAGUGGUUAAUCCAAUGAACUUUCAACUACCAUAUCCUCCUAUAACUACACCAUCAUCGGUAGCGAGAACAUUUACUUCCUUUCAUUAUAGCAAUUGUAUCAGAGAGUGGUUAGAGAGUACUUGUGUAAUACUAAGAGCUAAAUUUGAGUAUUUUUAUGAGCCGGUUCAUUAAUUACAUGCCUAAUUCAAUGGGUUUAAGUUUAAAUUUUGAUUCUCCUCACUUAUUACCUACACCAUUCCCAUCCCAUACAUCAGAACACUCCUAAAAGUUUUGUGUUGGGCUUUUGGGCCAUAUCAAUUCACUUCAACACUAGUGCCGUUUGUGGGACCUUGAGUGAAGUUUAUGUUUGUUUACCCUAAGUUAAGGAAACAACCAAUAUUUUAUUCAAUCACCAUGAGGCAAUGUCAAGGAAAUCAGCUAACAUUGUGGAAGAUCUCAGUCACCGGCUCUCCGCUGGGUUCAGUGUGGGAAAAUUCAAGACUAGGAUCAAGCCCGGGGAUAGAACCAACUGAUGGAGUAUAUGGGUCUGAGCCUCCGGACCCACAUACUCAGAAGAGCAGAAAGCACAAGACACUGAGUGGCGCCCUCGUCGGCCAAGGGACCCCCGUCGGCCGAAAAGGUGCCAACUCAGAUUAUGGUCCUGAGCCCAAGGAACCCGGGUGCC